This is a messenger RNA of Mucor velutinosus, 1233 nucleotides long. It is a transcript of the gene MVD1, whose product is annotated as diphosphomevalonate decarboxylase. NCBI's taxonomy places the organism in Eukaryota, Fungi, Mucoromycota, Mucoromycetes, Mucorales, Mucoraceae. The record is from RefSeq and is a predicted model, not a curated record. The transcript is spliced from 3 exons. Bases 1 to 1233 code for a protein of 410 amino acids.
AUGGAAGGAUUGUUUGUUAGAAAUGUUGCUUUAUUUGAUAAGUCGCAAGUUGAAGAGGAUAAGGAGUUUAACUGUUACAGUGCACCAAUAUUCGAUGUGAAUAAUGGUUAUUUCUGGUACAAUAUUACAACACCAGAGGACAUUUACAAUAGCGUGGUGGUGAAUAUGCCGAUGAAACCAAAACAUAUAGUAUUUGCUGGAUAUUUGCAAGAUGUGCCUUUGAUGGCGGAUUAUGCUGGAACGGUAAAUGAAUCGCGAAGUGAGGUGCAAGUGCCAGCUGGUUUCGUUACGGGUUUGAUUGGUACCGGUGUGCCGUACAUUUUUAGCAAAGGUCCUGAAGAGGGUUAUUACUUGGUGAACUUUAAAGAGCCUGCUAAAUUCCAUCAGAUUGAGGAAGAGGAAGAGGGUUUCACUGCUCACGAUAUUUGGCAGGAGGAGGACGACGAUGAUCAAGUUGAUGAUCAAAAGAAGCGUUACAAAGGAAAGGAGAAGGAGUCCAUAGAUGUAGAUACGACAUCAACAUUAUCAGGGCAAGCAAAAGAAUUGAUGUCCUCUCAACAGCCAUCUACAUCAUCAUCAAUAACUGCCAAGGUAAAAGAAACAGCAUCAUUGGGCAAGAUGAAAGAAAUAAUAUCAUUACCCAAGACAAAGCAAGCAAUAGAUAAGGGGAAACAAAAGGCAUCAUUAGGCAAGGGGAAAGAAAAAGCAUCAUUAGGCAAGUUGAAGCAAAAAGAAACGAGUGAUAUUCAAUAUGAACAAACAGCAAGAAAGGGAGAGGCAACAGUUACAUCAAAAGUAUCUGCAGCAACUGAAGCUGAAAUGGGAAAAUCUCGGUUGAAGAAAAGUGAUCAAACAUCAAAAAAGGGACAGGAAGCUCAAAUUUUACAUUCUUUGCUUCAAAAGAAGGUUGCUGCAACGACUGCAACAUCUGCAAUUGUGUCAAAGAUGGUGAAAACUACAGAUACAACUUCAGAAUCGGAUGUAUCAUCUAAUGCAGAUUAUGAAAGCUUGCUGGUUUCACAGCUUGUGAGAGGUGAUGUUGAGGCAGAGUCAGGUCAAACUGAAGAGGAGGAGGAGGAUGAUGAUGAUGAUGAUGAUGAUGAUUUAGAAUCAUUAACGACGUUGAAAAGAGCUCGUUCUAGUGACACGACGGCUACAAAAUGGGCCAAGAAAAAGUCAAAGGCGGUUGGUGGAUUGAAGGAUUUUAUGGAAAAAUUAAUGACAAAGAAAUGA